CAUUCGGACAACUGGCAGCAAGUUCUUUGAGGAGCAAGUUUGCCUCAUCAUAUUGAUCUGCAUUGAAGAAGGCGAUGGCCUGAAAUAUGUGAUGAAGCGGUUCGGGUUCUCACAUUGUGGUAUCUCUGGUUCACGCCCUAAAGUCCGGGGAGUAUGGUGCAGCAGGCAUCUGCAACGGGGCACAGUCAUAACACCAAGCUGUCGCGGAUGCAUUUCUUUCUGGGAGAGGAUUCAGAUAAGAAGCUAAUGCAAUGUUCGGGGCGUCUUGAUUACGCGCUAGUGCAAUGUCUUCCGAAACUAGUGCGGCGAAGACUCCGGACGAAGUCGAGAAGAGCUCGCAGCUCGAGACCUACGACGAAAAAGCUCGGGCUAGAUACACUCGAUACUUCUGACGGUGAUGCGGCUCUUCAGCUCGUCGGUGCACGAGCAACGGCACACUUCAGUGAGGAAUAUAACCGAAAGCUCAGGCGCAAGCUGGACCUUGUCAUCCCCACCAUUUCAGCGGCUGUUUAUUCCUGUCAAUAUUUUGUUCGUCAUAUAAUGGACAAGACCUCACUGAACUAUGCGAGGCGAGUGUUGUUCGCAGCGAGGUUGGGUAACAUGAAUAUUGACAAUGUCGCAGUGUCAUGGGCCUCCCGAUCAACUACAACUUGGUAUCCAUGGCCUUCUACCUGGAUCUCACGAACUGUUCAAACCACAGGUUACCUCUUUUGGGAGUUUCCGACCGUCUAUAUCUCGCAGAAACUUCGGUUGGCCAAGUAUCUCGGCGGCAACAUUGUUGUAUGGGGAAUAAUCCUCAUGUUUGCAUGCCUCAACAAACAACUUCGGAGCCUUCUUUGCUCUCAGAUUCCUUCUGGAAGGAUGAACAGUCAUAAGGCUCAACGUAUUUCAUGGUUCUACGUCAUGAAUGGCCUAACCCAAGUGUUCGGUGGUUUCGUGGCGUAC
Molecule: messenger RNA, 945 nt
Organism: Suillus subalutaceus
Lineage: Eukaryota; Fungi; Basidiomycota; Agaricomycetes; Boletales; Suillaceae
Exons: 10
Cellular component (GO): membrane
Molecular function (GO): transmembrane transporter activity
Source: RefSeq, a predicted model, not a curated record